Molecule: messenger RNA, 1409 nt
Organism: Delphinapterus leucas (beluga whale)
Lineage: Eukaryota; Metazoa; Chordata; Mammalia; Artiodactyla; Monodontidae
Gene: FETUB
Product: fetuin B
Biological process (GO): negative regulation of endopeptidase activity; binding of sperm to zona pellucida
Cellular component (GO): extracellular region
Molecular function (GO): cysteine-type endopeptidase inhibitor activity; metalloendopeptidase inhibitor activity
Source: RefSeq, a predicted model, not a curated record
UGUGCUUCAAAACCUGAUCACUGGUUUAGCUUGCAAUCACAAAGCUGCUCAAGUUGGCCUCAGAGCCCUAUAAACAGCGCGGUGCCUGCAGCUCUGCAUACUGACCCCUCCUGGGCCUUGCCCCCCACAGGAUGAGUCUGUUCCUACCUCUGGCGCUCUGCACCCUGGCCGCCUGCUGUGGGGCUGUAUCUCCACCCCAGCCAGUCCCCAGCCCCUCGCGUCUCCUCUCCCUUGCCUGCAACAGCUCAUAUGUGCUGGAUAUCGCGAACUUCAUCCUGCAGGACAUCAACAGGGACCGAAAGGACGGCUACGUGCUGAGCCUCAACCGAGUGAGCGAUGCCCGUGAACACACACAAGAGGCUGGUCUGGGGUCUCUGUUCUAUUUCACGCUGGACGUGUUAGAGACUGGCUGCCAUGUGCUCAGCAGGAGGUCGUGGAAGAAUUGUGGGGUGAGGACCUUACAUAAAUCGGUUUAUGGUCAAUGCAAAGCAAUAUUUUACAUUAAUAAGGCAAGAAGAAUUUUCUAUUUACCUGCUUAUAAUUGUACUCUUCGCCCAGUUUCUCGAAGCAAGAUUACCAUGAUGUGCCCUGACUGCCCCAGCUCCAGCCCCUAUGAUUUGUCAAACCCCAAGUUCCUGGAAACUGCUACUGAGUCUCUUGCAAGAUACAACAAUAAGAGCCCCUCGAAGCAGUAUUCUCUCGUCAAAAUCACCAAGACUUCUAGUCAGUGGGUGUUUGGCCCUGCCUACUUUGUAGAAUAUUUAAUCAAAGAGUCAUGUACCAAGUCCCAGGCUAGCAGCUGUGCACUUCAGCCCCCUAACUCUGUGCCUGUUGGUAUUUGCCACGGUUCUCUUACUGAACGAGACUCAGAAAAGUCGGUCUCUGUGACUUGUGACUUCUUUAAAUCAGAGGCUCCCACCCCUAGAGGUGAAAACUCUACUGUUAACCCGAGACCUGUGGACCUGUUCAAGGUGGAAGAGCCCCAGCAGACAAACACAGCUCCCACCAACUCAUCAGCCAAAGCUGUGCCCAAAGGAACUGUCCAGUACCUUCCUGACUUGGAUAACAAGCCUAAAGGUUCCCAGGGAACGGACCCUGUUGAGGCCUUCCCUGUGCAGCUGGAUCUAACCACAGAUCCCCAAGGAGAACCACUGGAUGUCUCCUUCCUCUUCCUGGAGCCUAUGGAGGAGAAGCUGGUUGUCCUGCCUUUCCCCUCAAAAGAACAACACCCUGCUGAGUGCCCAGGACCAGCUCAAGAGGACAACCCUCUUAUUCUCCCACCUUGAGAACCACGUGGAGGGUCCUGGGCGACAUACUGCCCUACGGGAGAUGAGAGGCGUUGGGAAAAGGGGGAUGGAGAAACAGUUCGAACAUAGAGAAGGCUAAUAAAGUAUAUCUUUUUGACUCCU